UUGACAACUAACUCACACAAAAACCCAUCCCAAAAAGGAGAAAGCUAAAUGAUAUGAUAAUAAUGUGUUUGUUCAAAAGCUACAAAUGUCUAGAAGAAAAGAAAAUACAGUUGGGGCAGGCUUGAAUAUUUGUGAAUUCUGACCCAUCCCUCCAAAUUUAGGUUAGACUUUGAAACAAUAAUAUUAGGAAAGAUAAAAGGACAUUUCAAAUUUAUUAAUGUUUAACCAAACACUUAUCAAAUUUAUUAAUUAAUAAGAAAUAUGAAGAAACAAUUAUCAAUUUCUUAAUUUUAAUGAAGAAGAAGAAGAAACAAAUAUCGAUUUAUUAACUAAUUAUAAAAUAAAACAAAUAUCAAUUUGUUAAUUAAUUAAAAUUAGAAGAAACAUUUAUUAGGUAAACAAGUAAUUGCCUAGAAUUGGCGUGUGUAUUAAUAAAGACAUAUAUCAUUAUUUAUUAUUAUGGAGACAGGCAAAUUGACCAAAGAAUAUAAAAGUCAAAUGAAGGAAUAGGCUUUUUCCUUUUUAUUUUAUUUAUAAGAAAAAGACAUAUGAAGGCCAUCAUAUCCUUUAAUCUUACACAACCAAUCCAUCAUCUAUUGUAUAUAUAUACAGACGCUUGCUUGUUCCAUUUCAUAGCCAAUUGGUAGUUGUUUACAUAAUUAUAGAAUCAGAAAAAUUGGAGAUGAGGUUCUUGUUCCGUGCCUUGACUUUGGUCUUCAUGGUGGCUUUGGGGGAAGCAGUUGGUGACAGAAUGAGAUGGACCAGAAAGGAGAUGGUGGAGAUAGCUGGCUACGGCGAACUCAAACUCUCCUCCGUCAUCCUCACCGCCUCUCUUCUCUCUUCCUCAUCCCACCCUAUCUCUGGUGCUACCGUUGGUAUCAUGUGCCAUACUGGACAUAGGAGGAGAUCCAAAGUGAUCAAAGCUGUCACAAAUGAUUUUGGGCAAUUCACUAUCGAUCUUCCUUCUGACCUACAUGCAAUUCCUGACCUAGACAAGGCUUGUUCCAUCAAACCACUCUCUGUUCCUAAACCGUACCGAUGCUCUCACAAGAUUCACAGAGGUAUCAAACUAGUUUCUUCCUCCAACGGCUUGCGCUUCUACACAGCAGGCAACAUCACCUUACACUGAGUACCAUGUAAAUAGACAUGCCUUUCAUUUUUUUGCUUCUAUAUGGUUCCUUCUCACUUCUUGCGAGAAAGAGAUACAGUCUUUGUAUAUAAUAAUGUCUCUUCUUAUUUGCUGUAAUAAAAAUGAUAUAUACAAUUAAUGUUUGGUUCA
Messenger RNA from Brassica rapa (field mustard), 1279 nucleotides. RefSeq lists its product as uncharacterized. The record is from RefSeq and is a predicted model, not a curated record. NCBI's taxonomy places the organism in Eukaryota, Viridiplantae, Streptophyta, Magnoliopsida, Brassicales, Brassicaceae.